AUGGACGGGAGCAACCAGACGGGCGUAUCCGGAUUCGUCCUGCUGGGCCUGUCCAGCGAUCCGGGGACGCAGCGGCUCCUCUUUGUGGUCUUCCUGGGGCUGUAUCUGGUCGCGGUGCUGGGGAACCUGCUCAUCGUCCUGGCCGUCGGCUCAGACCCACGCCUCCACUCGCCCAUGUACUUCUUCUUGGCCAACCUGUCCCUGGUGGACGUGGGUGCCACCUCAGCCACCGUCCCCAGGAUGCUGGCCGACCUCCGGACCCAGAGCCCAACCAUCUCCUACGCUGGCUGCCUGGCCCAGCUCUAUUUCUUCCUUCUGUUCACGGACCUGGAGAAUUUCCUUCUCACGGUGAUGGCGUAUGACCGGUUGGUGGCCAUCUGCCGCCCACUGCACUACUGCACGGUGAUGAGCCGCCGGCACUGCGGCCUGCUGCUGGCCGCCUGCUGGAUCACCACGCACCUCUACGCCCUGGCGCGCACCGUGCUGGUCGACCGGCUGCCCUUCUGCGGGUCCCAUCAGAUCGCUCAUUUCUACUGCGACCUCAACCCCAUCCUGCGGCUGUCCUGCACCCGACCCUGGGCCAACCAGGCUGUGCUGUGGUACUGGAGAGGGGCUCUGAUCUCCCUGCCCACCUUGCUCAUCCUGGGCUCCUACGCCCGCAUCGUGGCCACCGUCCUGAGGGUCCCCUCGGCCGGGGGAAAGCGCAGGGCCUUCUCCACCUGUGGCUCGCACCUGGCUGUGGUCUUGCUGUUCUACGGGACGGUCAUCGGCGUGUACCUCUUUCCCUCUGGGGCCGGCUCGGCGGAGAAGGCCCGAAUCGCCGCGGCGGCGCUGUACACGACGGUCACCCCACUGCUGAACCCCUUCAUCUAUAGCUUGCGCAACCGCGACCUACAUCGCGCCCUGCGCUCGCUCGGCCCCCGGAGAACCUCCUCGCAGUGA
Tachyglossus aculeatus (Australian echidna) is the source of this 942-nucleotide messenger RNA. Its product is annotated as olfactory receptor 1M1-like. Gene Ontology annotation, cellular component: membrane. Gene Ontology annotation, biological process: G protein-coupled receptor signaling pathway. The transcript has a single exon. The coding region runs from base 1 to 942 and encodes 313 amino acids. Gene Ontology annotation, molecular function: olfactory receptor activity; G protein-coupled receptor activity. The record is from RefSeq and is a predicted model, not a curated record. Lineage: Eukaryota; Metazoa; Chordata; Mammalia; Monotremata; Tachyglossidae.